CACCACGAGCGGCCGCGCCGGUGCCACCACCACCACUCCGGCCGCGGAUAACCCCUAAACCCCGGCGGUCCCCGCCCGCCAAGCCAUGGCGGAAACGCUCGCCCUCCCGCUCCCCCUCCGGGCACCGGCGCCGCCGCCGCGCCCUACUAUCCCCAACCCCAUCAUCACCCACCGCCAGCCUCACACACCCUCCUCCUCCCCUCCUCGCCUCUUCUCCCCGACCUCCCUCCUCUCCACCUCCCGCCCCAACCCAGCCUCCUCCUCCCGCAAGCCGCGCCUCGGCCGCCCACUUGAUCCCUCCCGAGGCGGGACCGGCGGCGACGACCAACCGUGGCACCUGCCGCAGUCCCUCUCCCUCCCCGCCCGCCGCGCGCUCGUCGCGCUCCUCGCCGACCCGGCGGAACACGCUUCCCCGCGCGACAUCCUCUCCGCGCUCCCUGAGACCGACCUUUCGGCCGUCCUGAACGCGCUCGCCUCCCGCGGGGGGCACCCCGGCGUCGCGCUCGCCGCGGUCCGCGCCGCGCGGGACCUCCACGGUGACCGCGCCCUCCACCACCCGCGCGUGCUCCCCGCCACCGUCCGCGUGCUCGCGCGCGCCGGGCGCCUCGGCGAGGCCUCCGCUCUCCUCGAGGCCGCGCCGGCGCCCGACGCCAGCGCAUACACGGCGCUCAUGUCCGCAUUCUCCCGUGCCGGCCGGUUCCGGGACGCUGUCAACGCGUUCCGGCGCAUGGUGGAUAGCGGCGUGCGGCCGGCUCUCGUCACCUACAACGUCGUGCUCCAUGUCUACUCCAAGAUGACUGUCCCGUGGAAGGAGGUUGUGGCGCUCGUCGACUCCAUGAAGGAGGACGGUGUUGCGAUGGACAGGUAUACUUACAACACCCUCAUCAGCUGUUGCCGUCGUAGGGGGCUUUACAGGGAGGCGGCACACUUGUUUGAUGAGAUGAGGGCUGCUGGGUUCAGACCUGACAAGGUCACGUUCAAUUCCCUGCUCGAUGUGUAUGGUAAGGCGCGGAGGCAUGAGGACGCAGUUGAGGUGCUCAAGGAGAUGGAGAAUGCAGGCUGUCCACCCAGUGUGGUGACCUACAAUUCGCUCAUCUCAGCAUAUGUGAAGGAUGGGUUGUUGAAAGAGGCACUGGAGCUGAAAACGGAGAUGGAGUUGAAGGGGAUGAAACCUGAUGUGGUUACAUACACAACAUUGAUCUCUGGCCUUGACAGGAUUGGCAAAAUUGAUGCAGCAGUUGGUACAUACAAUGAAAUGGUGAGGAAUGGGUGUAGCCCAAACUUGUGCACGUACAAUGCAUUGAUCAAGAUGCAUGGGGUGAGGGGGAAGUUCAUAGAGAUGAUGGCUGUCUUUGACAAGCUCAAGUCUGCUGGGUAUGUGCCGGAUGUUGUCACGUGGAACACACUCUUGGCUGUGUUUGGGCAGAAUGGUCUGGACUCUGAGGUUUCUGGGGUGUUCAAGGAGAUGAAGAAAGCUGGAUAUAUCCCUGAGACAGACACAUAUGUUUCACUGAUUAGCUCGUAUAGUCGAUGUGGUUUGUUUGACCAAGCAAUGGAGAUAUACAAGAGGAUGAUGGAAGCUGGUAUUUAUCCAGACAUUUCGACCUAUAAUGCUGUUCUAUCUGCAUUGGCUCGGGGUGGUCGCUGGGAACAGGCAGAAAAGUUGUUUGCUGAAAUGGAGGAUAGGGAUUGUAAGCCAAAUGAGCUAAGUUAUUCUUCACUGCUUCAUGCAUAUGCUAAUGCAAAGAAGUUGGACAAAAUGAAAGCUCUGUCAGAAGAUAUAUAUGCAAAGAGGAUUGAACCACACAACUGGCUAGUAAAAACAUUGGUCUUGGUCAAUAACAAAGUUAAUAAUUUAUCUGAGACGGAAAAGGCAUUCGAGGAACUAAGGAGGAGGCGUUGCUCCCUGGAUAUUAAUGUUCUUAAUGCUAUGUUAUCCAUAUAUGGGAAAAAUAGGAUGGUCAAGAAGGUGGAGGAGGUCCUUUCACUCAUGAAGGAGAAUUCUAUCAACCACAGUCCUGCAACCUAUAAUAGCCUGAUGCAUAUGUAUUCCCGUUUAGGUGAUUGUGAAAAUUGUGAAACAAUCCUCACUGAGAUCAAGUCAAGUGGCAUGCGCCCUGAUCGAUACUCGUAUAACACUGUGAUAUAUGCAUAUGGAAGAAAAGGACAGAUGAAAGAAGCCUCUAGGUUGUUCUCUGAGAUGAAAUGUUCAGGUGUGAAACCAGAUAUUGUAACAUACAAUAUUUUCAUCAAGAGCUAUGUCGCCAAUGCAAUGUUUGAAGAAGCUAUUGAUUUAGUACGCUAUAUGGUUGCCCAAGGUUGCAAGCCCAAUGAGAGAACUUACAAUUCAAUACUGCAGGGCUAUUGUAGACAUGGAAGGAUGGUAGAGGCCAAAUCAUUCCUUACCAACCUUCCUAAACUUUAUCCUGGAAUAUCUAAACAAGAAAAACAGAAACUGUUAGAAGUGUUCGCAAAACACACUUCGUAAGAUGGUUGUUGAGAAAAUGAAACCAUUUUUGGUAUUCCUGAGGAUGAUAUGUAGACAGUACUAAUUUCUUUUUUGUCCUUAGUGGCAUGUACAUCAGAGCGGAUUGUACAGAUUACAUGUAUUGUGAAGAAGAAUCGAAAGAACCUGUUGAAAUACAUAUAGUUCCUCUGCUAACUUUGCAGGGGAACUCAUGUUGUAGAACCUUCGUACUGGAUGAGCCACCUUGUUUUUGUAACUGCAUCUGCCAUUUUGGAUC
Messenger RNA from Panicum hallii, 2744 nucleotides. RefSeq names its product pentatricopeptide repeat-containing protein At5g02860. Lineage: Eukaryota; Viridiplantae; Streptophyta; Magnoliopsida; Poales; Poaceae. The coding region runs from base 86 to 2488 and encodes 800 amino acids. Gene Ontology annotation, molecular function: protein binding. The transcript has a single exon. The record is from RefSeq and is a predicted model, not a curated record.